CUCUCAGCAUUCUGGGAGGUAGAAGAAGAUUUGAGCUCAGCCUGCGCAACUUUGAGACUUAGGGGAGGUCCUGUCUUAAAAAAAAGAAAGAGAAAGAAAAAGAAGCAGCGGGCUGUCAAUGCAGCUCAGCGCGAAGCCUGGUCCAGCCCUCCGCGCGGGGAGCGCGCUGUUUCUGCCCCAGGCGCAGGGUGGCGUUCUGGGCUCGCGGGAGAGGCGGGGACGCCAAGCGGGAAAGAAGCCAGGCUCGUUCGGACCAGCGCAGAGGAGCGUCGGGCGGCCUGUGCGGUCAGCGAGGGGCGGGCGCGCACAGGCGGUGACCGCUGGCAGUUCUCCCAGAUGGGAGAGGGUACCGCCACACGUCGGAUCCCGGGCAGCCGCGGGGUCCGGCCGCGCGCCUCCUCGCCCGCUCCGGCCAGCUCCGCCCGCUACAGCCCAGCUGGCCGGAUCUCGGCGCCCACGCGCCCGGCGCCCGCAUCCCCCACCGCGCCGCGCCUACGAGCUCCGGGAAGCCGCGGGGCGCCCGCCCACGACCAGACCGCCAGCGGGCCAGGGUCGGUCCCCCGGCCCGGCUUCCCCAAAGGCGGCACCCUGCCCGCCCCGUCCACACGGACCGGGUCUCCGCCUCGCGCCCGCGGGGUCCCCAUCUCGCCGGCUCCGUCGCGGGGAGGCCGUGCGAUCUCGGGGCGUCGAGCCGGCCGGAGCGCGCGCCCGGGGGCUGGGGAAGACGUGGGCCCAGAAAUGAGCGGCGUCCGGAAAGCAGUGGAGAGGCGGAGGGCAGGAGGAUCGCUGUGAGUUCGAGGCCAGCCCGGGCUACAUAGUGAGACCCUCUCAAAAAGACAGACCAAAACCAAACAAAACAGGUCUAUGGACGGGGAGCACUUCGAGUGCCAGGCAAACGUGAAGACAGGAGGCUCCUGGCGGAAACUCGCGGCACCCUCGGAAGACCUCUCUCGAGUCUGACGGCCAAGACCAGCGCCAGAGCGCCCGAGUUGAGGCCGGGCUCCCGCAAGGGUCGCCCUGAGAGGCGCUGCGGGUUUGCAGUGGGUUACAGCGCCCGCGCCGGAGCUUGGCCCGGGGUAAAACAGGGGAGGGCGUGGCCUUCCUCUAUUAACCCCGCCCCUUUAAGCUCCUCCCCUAUUUACCGGCAGGGCGAGGCGGGGUUGAUGCGUUUCCAUGGAGACCGUUUCCAUGGAGGCUUCCCGGGGUUGAGGCCAUAGUCGCCAUAAUGACUAGCAGUGGACAGCAUCCAUGCCGUGAGGGAUGCCCCUCUGUCAAAGGCUACCUGGGAUAAACAUCCGUUAUGAAACUCAGGAGGCAGAACCUGAAGCCUGAACACCACAUUUAAGGGACUAGGGAGGUGCUGAGAAAUGGGGCAGAAGUUAGAGAAAGGUCAGGCGCUAGGAGACAGAAACCAGCCAGACUCCAGCGCAUCGCAACAGUCAUUCCUGGUAAGCACUUUUAUUGUUUUUGAAAUGGACAGAGUCUUGCUAUAUAGCCCAGGCUGGCCUUGAACUCUAAGCAAUCCUCCUGCCUCAGCCUUGAGUGCUUGGAUUGCAGGGUGCGCCUCCACACCUGCAUACCUAUUAAGCAAAGCAUACUGCUCCUUGGAAGGUCAACUUGGGGAUAUUUCUCCGGGAAGAGAGAAGUUUUCCAACAGGGAAGACGGCGCGGCAACAACCCGAGGGGUGGGAUAUGGGCUUACUCUGUCCCACAGAUGCAAGGGUUAGAAACAGAAGUUAUGGAAGCCGACCUCCUUAGGUUCAGCCUGAGAGUUUUCUUCCGGCAGAGCUGUCCCAAAGAGGAACAUGGCUCGGGAGGGCAGGAGUCAGGCGUCAGCCCUCACCCCUGCCCCAGCAGGCCGUGUGAAUGCUGAGGGCGUGAGAUGUGCGGGCUGCACGGGCGAUGAGGCUGCGCAGGGUGAAUGGUGCAAGAUGCGGGGCUGGCGCGCCUCAUCCCGGGCACAGCGAGCGCUGAGCAAGGAAAACCGGGGGCCCCGGAGCGGGGGCCAUUGCAGGGUGGCCGCAGAGAUCAAUGGAGCUGAGCAGGUGAAAUCGGAUCCUGAGAAGCACUUUGCCAACAGCAAAGCUGGAGCGUUCCCAGCAAGAGGGGUGCCCGGGCUGGGUGGCACAGGACGGACUGCGUGGGGGUGGCCAGGCAGACCGAGGGCCUGGGGCGCAGGGGCGGGAGCA
Molecule: messenger RNA, 2189 nt
Organism: Chinchilla lanigera (long-tailed chinchilla)
Lineage: Eukaryota; Metazoa; Chordata; Mammalia; Rodentia; Chinchillidae
Product: atherin-like
Exons: 2
Coding region: 119-742 (207 amino acids)
Source: RefSeq, a predicted model, not a curated record